GAGAAGGAAGCCAGUGAGCAUUGUCGGAUGAUGUGGACAUUCAACGGGUGAAAGCUCUCUUUAGUGUCAAAGCUGUUACCAGGCAGCAUCAAAAGAAAGAGGGACAUCGGAAGCUAUGGAACGGUGAAAGAUAAUAUCUAGUGCUUGUUGCAAACAAUUAUUUGUACUCUUAUAAUCGAAAACCCGACAAUGAUGUCAGAAUGCGACCCAAACGAGACCGAGGGCGAGCCGGUGGUGAUAACGUUAGAUAUCACACCUUCGGUGGCGGUUUCCGAGCAGAACUUCAGCUCGCUUCAGCCCCCUUCGGUGUUGUUCGACAAGAAUCGGGCUGGGCUUGGAACAAACCCGGGAAUCGCUGUCCGGAUAUCGGGCUCUAUGGAAAGUGUCUUGACCGAGUUAGAGACAGACGGUUCCGGGGAAGAGACGUUGUUGUUGCCUUGUCUGACAGGAAGCACAUCGUCUCCUCGAGGCGCGAGAGAGAAGAGGUCGAGGCGGAACCGACACAGCUCUUCCUCGGAUAAGGACAACUUGGCCUCGCCAGGUAACAACGGCGGAGACUUCAACCAUUUCCCAGAGGACCCGGAGUUUGCUGACAUCAUCCAGCGGGCGGAGCAAGCCAUCGAGACCGGGGUCUUCCCUGAGAGGAUCUCCCAGGGUUCCAGCGGGAGCUACUUUGUCAAAGACCCCAAAGGGAAAAUCAUCGGUGUUUUCAAACCAAAGUCUGAAGAGCCUUACGGACACCUGAACCCCAAAUGGACCAAAUACUUCCACAAGCUUUGCUGCCCGUGUUGUUUUGGCCGGGGCUGUCUGAUUCCCAACCAGGGCUACCUCUCAGAGGCAGCUGCCUCCCUGGUGGACACCAAGCUGGGCCUGGGAGUCGUGCCCAAAACCAAGGUGGUGUUCCUAGCCAGCGAGACGUUCCACUACAACGCCAUCGACAGAGCCAAGUCCCGGGGGAAGAAGUACGCCCUGGAGAAGGUUCCCAAAGUGGGCCGGCGCUUCCACAGGGUCGGCCUUCCCCCCAAGGUGGGCUCGUUCCAGUUGUUUGUGGAGGGCUAUCACGAAGCAGACUAUUGGCUGAGGCGGUUUGAGGCGGAGCCUCUGGCGGAGAACAUGAGGAAGCAGCUGCAGUCUCAGUUUGAAAGGCUGGUGGUGCUGGACUACGUCAUCAGAAACACAGACCGAGGAAACGACAACUGGUUGAUCAAGUAUGAGAAGGCGGGGGCCGGAGAGGGGGAGAAGGACACAGAGUGGACAGGGUCUCCAGACUCGGCCAUCAGAAUAGCAGCCAUCGACAACGGCCUGGCAUUCCCCUUCAAGCACCCAGAUGAGUGGAGAGCCUACCCCUUCCACUGGGCGUGGCUGCCCCAGGCCAAGGUGGUGUUCUCCCAGGAGACCAGAGAGCUGGUGCUGUCCCGCAUCUCCGACAUGAACUUUGUCCAGGACCUCUGUGAGGACCUCUACGAGAUGUUCAAGACUGAUAAAGGCUUCGACAAAACCAUGUUUGAGAGGCAGAUGUCUGUCAUGCGAGGACAGAUCCUGAACCUGAGCCAGGCCCUGAAGGAUGGUAAGAGCCCCAUCCAGCUGGUCCAGAUGCCCCGGGUGGUGGUGGAGAGAAGCCGCUCUGGGGGCCACGGCCGCGUGGUCACCCUGGGCAACGCCUUCACCCAGACCUUUCACUGCAAACGGCCCUUCUUCACCUCCUGGUAGGGAGGGAGGGAGGGUGGAGGAAGGGAUGGAAAUGAGGAUCUUUUAAUCCGGGCCCUCCAAGGCCCUUCCCAUCUGGA
Messenger RNA from Hypomesus transpacificus, 1787 nucleotides. It is a transcript of the gene pi4k2b, whose product is annotated as phosphatidylinositol 4-kinase type 2 beta. The coding region runs from base 190 to 1710 and encodes 506 amino acids. Gene Ontology annotation, biological process: phosphatidylinositol phosphate biosynthetic process; endosome organization; Golgi organization. The transcript has 11 exons. Gene Ontology annotation, molecular function: 1-phosphatidylinositol 4-kinase activity. The record is from RefSeq and is a predicted model, not a curated record. Gene Ontology annotation, cellular component: plasma membrane; lysosomal membrane; endosome. Lineage: Eukaryota; Metazoa; Chordata; Actinopteri; Osmeriformes; Osmeridae.